UCAGACGCGCAUCCGCUUUCGGAAGCAGAUCUUUCCAGCUCAUUUCCUUUUUUCAUCUCCAACAUUUGCACACUGGUCGUGGAGCUUACACUUCUCCAUACUAAACCCUUUAACACCCGGAAACUGUGAGAGGACUGCAGCCAUGCGGGUGCUUCUGUUGUUCGCCGUGACUGUGCUGUCCCUGAGCCCGGCGGCGGUGAGUGGAGCCGAGAAGAAGAAGCUGCAGAUCGGCAUCAAGAAGCGAGUGGACAACUGCCCCAUCAAGUCCCGCAAGGGAGACGUGUUGAACAUGCACUACACGGGCAAGCUAGAGGACGGAACCGAGUUCGACAGCAGCAUUCCCCGCGACAGGCCUUUCACCUUCACCCUGGGCACUGGCCAAGUGAUCAAAGGCUGGGACCAGGGUCUGCUGGGCAUGUGCGAGGGCGAGAAGAGGAAGCUGGUCAUCCCCGCCGAGCUGGGCUACGGAGACCGGGGAGCCCCUCCGAAGAUCCCCGGAGGAGCGACGCUCAUCUUCGAAGUGGAGCUGCUCAGCAUCGAGAGAAGAUCCGACCUUUGAUGAAGAUGAGAUUGCAAGGCAGGCACUUUCCAAAACGUUCCAGGAGCUGCUGCAGCAUUAAGUAGAGAUCCUCUGACCUCUGAUGACGACCACAUUGCAAAUCUGAGAGAAGAGUUGGCAACCCAACGGCAAAGCCACUGUCCUCCUUUCAGUGGCUUUGUUUAUUGUGCUCUGAUUUAUAGGACUGAAGUUAUUAUGACAUACAAAACUGUAUGUCCUUACUAAACGUUAGUAGAAUUGAUGGUGAGCAGCUAAGCCCAGUAUCUGGCUGUGGGCUGAUGGUAAAAGGCAUGCCCUGCCAUUUCAUCUCAUUUAUGGUUUUAAUGUUCAAAAGUGAGUUCAUUCAUAUGUCUACAUUCUUCUUACAAAAUAAUUUAGGUUGUUAAUUUAGUCAGAAAUCAGAUUAGGGUAAAUGUUACAUGUUUUGUUCACUUUAAAUAUUUGAAUUAUGAUAAUAAAAUGUUGACCUUACAGAAAA
Molecule: messenger RNA, 1037 nt
Organism: Micropterus salmoides (largemouth bass)
Lineage: Eukaryota; Metazoa; Chordata; Actinopteri; Centrarchiformes; Centrarchidae
Gene: fkbp2
Product: FKBP prolyl isomerase 2
Exons: 2
Coding region: 143-559 (138 amino acids)
Biological process (GO): protein peptidyl-prolyl isomerization
Molecular function (GO): peptidyl-prolyl cis-trans isomerase activity
Source: RefSeq, a predicted model, not a curated record